CUUCGGAGCUCCGGGCAGGGCCACGGCUACUUUUUGCUUGUAUUAGCGCACGGGGCGAUGCUGCUGCUGGACAGCGGGGCCGAGGUGGACAGCCUGAAGCGUUUGCUGGAGCCGGGCGGCGCGGUGAAUGCCCCACGAGACGCCUGCGGUCAGUCUCCAGCGCACCUGGCUGCCCAGGCGGGACAUCCCUUCUUUCUGCUCUGGCAGCUGCAGGCAGGGGCUGACCUCAACCAACAGGAUGCUUUUGGAGAAGCUCCAAUACACAAGGCAGCUAAAGUUGGUAGCUUGGAAUGCCUCAGUCUGCUUGUAGCCAGCAAUGCCCUAAUUGACUUACGUAAUAAGAAUGGGCAGACUGCAGAAGAUUUGGCAUGGUCUUGUGGAUUUCUGGAAUGUGCCAAAUUUCUCACAACAGUUAAACAUACACAGAGUAUGAAAUUAAGUGAACAGUCCAAAUGUUCGUUCAACACUGACAACUGUGGUUUACUGCCGAAAAAUAAAAGAGCUUACAGAAAUGUGGACAACUCAAAUGGGAAGAAGCAACGAUCAGAUGGUAGGUCGUAUGUCGAUGCCACCCCCAUAGUGAAGAUUUCUGUAUAAAUAAUAGAACUAAGCUUGUUAUAAUACUAAAAUCUCAUUCAUAUUUAAUAAUUCAGCAAGGCUCAAUCUGUCUUUAGUUUUGAACCGCUAAUAAUAUUAUAUUCCCGUUAGAAUACUUUUCAAACUUAAUGUAUUCUCAUGAUGAUAACCUCAUUUUUACUUUCAAGUUGGCAACUGUGAUGCAUAAGUUUGUAUAUCUGCUAAAGGAGGAAAGUGUUCGCAAAACUGUUCCUGAAGUGGUUAAGUGUGUGGGUAAAUAAGAUGUUUUUCACCCCCACCCUCUCAGCAGUGCUGGGACUGAUGCCUCUGCCAAGACUCACCCCAGGCAUGUGCUUUUCACGAGGAAUGAAAAGUUCAACCAAGUCCCUGAAAGGGAGAUUAGAGAUGGCAGGUGUUGUCCCUCUCCCCCUCUUUUUUUUUUUUUUAAACCUUCAGGUUCUUCUGACAUUGCUGGCUCUCCCUGUUUCUCCUCUCCCCUGCAUUUUAUGGGUUAUUUCAUUGUUACUGUGUUAGGAAAAGUGCAUAACAUCAGAAUUAAUU
Vombatus ursinus (common wombat) is the source of this 1137-nucleotide messenger RNA. RefSeq names its product ankyrin repeat domain 37 (gene ANKRD37). Gene Ontology annotation, molecular function: protein binding. The transcript has 4 exons. NCBI's taxonomy places the organism in Eukaryota, Metazoa, Chordata, Mammalia, Diprotodontia, Vombatidae. The record is from RefSeq and is a predicted model, not a curated record. The coding region runs from base 58 to 597 and encodes 179 amino acids.